AUGCUUGAAACCAAACCCUGUGAGGCCCCGGCUUCUGAGGCUUUUCACGUCGCUCUUAUUUGUGCUCUAUCUACCGAAGCCGACCCUAUCACCGUCCUCUUAGACCAUGAGUACGAAGCCUCCGGCUCAAUAUACACGAAAUCGCUCUUUGAUGCCAACACCUACACCACUGGACGUAUAGGGAGGCACGAUGUUGUGGUCGUACAUAUGCCCGGUCCCGGAAACACUGAUGCGGAGGGCGUCGCGACUCAACUAAGGUCCACAUUCAAGAACAUUUCAGUAUGCUUGGUUGUCGGGGUUUGUGGUGGAGUUCCGGCACCUUUGAAUAGGGCAAAUAUCCUCCUUGGGGAUGUCAUUAUCGCUACCGCGGUUAUCCAGACGGAUAUGGGAAAGCAGUAUCCGGAUCUUUUCAGUCGGAAAGCUGGGGUUGAAGAAACUCUAGGUCGAGCAAGUCGUGAAAUUCGAACAUUUCUGGGGAAAUUACGAAGUAAGAGUGUGCAUGAACGGCUUCGGCAGAGGACUGAGGAUACUGUGGCGGAGCUCACAUCAAAUGUCCAAUAUUUCAAGACUCCGUAUUCAGGAUGGGACAAGCUUGUAGUAUAUCCUGCUGAUUACCGACAUAAACAUCGGAAUCAGCCAUGUGAGAUCUGCGACAAAUGUGAUAAACAGUGUGAUCCGGUCUGCGAUGUGGCUCUCCAUAGCUCCUGCGACGAGCUAGGCUGCAAGGCUGCGAGCCAGAUUGCCAAGAAUCGCACGACCCAAUCUCCUGGAGCUCCUAGUGACGACGAUGAAACAGAAGAAAAAGAAGGAGAAGGAAUCAUCUCCGAGGAUACACGAAAGGAACCACAGAGGAUCAAUAUUCACUUCGGCCCCAUCGCAAGCAGUAACCAGGUGAUGAAGAGUGGUCAGCACCGCGACGAAAUCGCCAACAGGGAAGGGGUAAUCGGGUUCGAGAUGGAAAGCGCUGGGAUCUGGGAGAUUAUACCAACAAUUGUUAUCAAAGCUGUGGCUGACUACGCAGACUGUCAUAAGUCCAAGGACUGGCAGCCAUACUCUGCUGCUGUAGCAGCUGCUUGCGCGAAAGCAGUCCUGACAGAAUGGAGAGAUACUGAUAGAGCUUCUAAUGAUGAAAGAGAUGUGCGAUCGAUAGUUGCAUCGCCUGGAAGAGUUGAUCAAGUUAAUCAGGAAAUCAACAGGCAAAUUGUCAACGGAAAUGUCUUUUACGGGCCUAUUCAUUACCAUGGACGAGUGGGCUCAUUUGAUGAAGUCAUAAAUAAAGGUGCAGAAGCUAUUAAGCGAUCCAAUCAGUCGCUUCAACACAGUCAAGAGCAGCGAGAGGCGAAGUCCAGUUACAUUGAUUCCCUGAUGGGAGCAGUCAAGGCGGCAGGGGAUUUACUUUUUCAGUUGCUCCUCAGUCCUGAGAUAACAACCAGUCUCAACGCAUUGACUGGAAGCUACUUUACGAAAUUGACCAUUACGCAAGAUGCUCUGGCCACCCAUAUUAGAGAGGCGGAUGUCAUCAGCGAAGAUCUCAACGCAUCCAAAGGUGAAGUUAAAGAGGCGGUUAUGGAAGCGGACAUCGAAUUGGAUGAGCUUUACGCUCUGUUAUUCGAGCAAGAUUAUGGGACAGAAUGUUUGAGCAUAGUUGAUGCAGCUCCGGAAGUUCCGCGACCUCUACGGGAACAAUACAUGGAGGAGUUGAAAGCUGGAAAGAUUGAGGUCCACCAUGCAGACCACCUGAGAACUACUUGUCAAUCAGAACGGACCACUUGCCAGGAGGCGAAGGAUCUUGCAGACCAGGGCAAGAACUCCCAAACUUCAUUAGCACCUGCUUCCAGCCCCGGCGCAAUUCAAAUUCAGCAGACCGAAACAAUCCCGCAAAACGAAACAAUCUCACAAACCGAAACAAUCCAGCAUACCGAAACAAUCCAGCAUACCGAAACAAUCCAGCGUCUUCAGCAUCAAAUCGAGAUCCUUGAGGACCAGAAAUGUGAUCUCAGUGCGCAGCUAGAUCGAAUCAGAUCUGAAGCCAAAGCUCAGCAAGCGGCACUCAAAGAUUCCGAGGCGCGAAUCAGAGAUCUGCAAGACAGAAAACGGAAGGCUGAAGAGGAAAAAGAAAGGCAGCGCCGCCAAUCCUGGUGUUUUAUACUGUGA
This is a messenger RNA of Penicillium brasilianum, 2154 nucleotides long. The record is from the annotation of a GenBank genome assembly. NCBI's taxonomy places the organism in Eukaryota, Fungi, Ascomycota, Eurotiomycetes, Eurotiales, Aspergillaceae.